This is a messenger RNA of Solea senegalensis (Senegalese sole), 728 nucleotides long. RefSeq names its product WD repeat and FYVE domain-containing protein 3-like. Lineage: Eukaryota; Metazoa; Chordata; Actinopteri; Pleuronectiformes; Soleidae. The record is from RefSeq and is a predicted model, not a curated record. The annotation marks the transcript as partial. The transcript has 5 exons.
CUGGCCGUGUCGUCUCAUGAAAAUGCGACCCCAGUCAAGCUGAUCCAUAACGCCGCUGGUCAUCUCAACGGUCCCGCCCGCACCAUUGGAGCAGCUGUGAUUGGUUACUUAGGCGGCCGCGUCUUCGUCCCCAAACCUGUCGCCACCAACCUGCAGUACGUGGGCGGGGCGGCGGCCAUCUUGGGUCUGGUUGCCAUGGCGUCAGAUGUGGAGGGUCUGUAUGCAGCCGUGAAAGCUCUGGUGUGUGUGGUGAAGAGUAACCCGCUGGCGAGUAAGGAGAUGGAACGCAUCAAAGGUUACCAGCUGCUGGCCAUGCUGCUGAAGAAGAAACGCUCACUGCUCAACAGUCACAUCCUUCAUCUGACCUUCUCUCUGGUGGGCACGGUCGACAGCGGCCACGAGACCUCCAUCAUACCCAACUGCACCGCCUUCCAAGACCUGCUGUGUGACCUGGAGGUUUGGCUUCACGCCCCCUACGAGCUCCACCUCUCUCUGUUCGAGCACUUCAUCGAGCUGCUGACCGAGUCCAGUGAGGCGGCAAAAAAUGCCAAACUUCUGCGAGAGUUUCAGCUGAUUCCUCGUCUGCUGCUGACGCUCAGAGACAUGACGCUGUCACAAGCCACGGUGACUGCUGUCAGCAACGUCCUGAGUCUGCUGCUGCACGGCUUUACACACACACAAGACCUGCUGAGGUACGCACACACACACACACACACAAGACCUGCUGA